AAAAUAAAAACAAAUAAACAAAUAAAUAAAAACACACAACGUUCGCACGAGUCGGGAUUGAACUCGACUUCCGACGUCGCCUCGUGAAUAAUUUCUGCGCAAAAACAGGGAAAACAAAUUUCGCACGCACUUGAAUAACGCAGAGGCCGACGCAAAGUGACGUUGACGGUGUGGAUAAACGGGGUGCAGCAUUUCGAAGUUGUGUGCGAACGCCCAUGGUGGCGUAGGUUUCGGGAAUGCGCAGGGAGGACAGAGGGCAACGCGGGCUAUAAGAGGGACGCCGAGCGUCGCGACGCCACAGAGGCUUCUGCUGUCUCCGGUCACAGAUUCAACUCCCAUCUGCAACCCGAUUUAUCAACGGAUAAACGAUCGCCGAAUAACCGUUUGACUCGCCCUCGUACGGAUCGUCGAUUAAGUCAGCAGCCUUGAAUCGACAACGAGAAAACAGGAUGUUCGCCGAUUAUUCACCCAGGAUUCCGCUCCGUUUCAUCCUGGUUACGAUCUUCGGCGUUUUCGUCUCUCUGGCAUCUGCAUCCAGCUCUGAUCUCGGCCCUCGACUCGAGCAACAGCUGCCUUUGGUGCCGGACGUGCAAACGGAGGCCGGCUUCAAUCCCCAUUUUCUCGAGGAACGCGGACUGCGAGAGUCUCGUGAAACCGUACAUUUCAUCUCAGAUUGCAUGCACGUGGCUUCGGAGCCGGGUCAUUACGUGUACAAAUCAUCGUCGAACGACCAAACGGUCUGCGGCGUCUACUUCUUAACCGAUCCGGACCGUCUAGUGGAGCUCCAUUUCACUUACCUCGACGUUCCUUGCGAGCGAGGUGGUCUCGUCUCGUUCGUCGACGGAUGGGAACUGAACGGUGAAGUAUUUCCGAGCGCAGCCGAUCACCCGCUCUCGUUGGACGAAAGGUUGUCGGAAUUCUGCGGAAGACGGGUGAAAAAGGUAUUUUUGAGCAGCCAAAAUGCGGCCCUGAUUCAGUACAGGAUUCCGCAAAAAGGACGGGGGUUCAGCGUGAUGGUGCGUUAUCCAAAAAAUCCCACUCCGUGCAACAUCCUCGUCGACAGCUUAUCGGACUUGUUCACCCUCCGGAAUUACGGACGCCGAGUGAACUGCACCCUCAGCGCUAUGUACCCAGCAGUGGUGCGCGUGAUUGCUCUCGGCGUUGGAAUCGGAAGUCCUCGAGGAGCGAAUCGUGAAAUGGAAACGGGUACCGUCCACCAGUGCGACAAGCGGGGUCUACAGGAUCACGUGCAGAUCGGGGGAAGCGACGGACUGGAUUCGACGAAUCUGCUUCUCCUCGACUCGAUUUGCGGGGUGAACUCGAAGCCAGAGGGCAUGGAGAACGUGAUGGGGUGCGGGGUGACUUCGGUGAGGCUCGUUUCAAGCGGGCUUUUCGACAAUUCGGUGACCGUCGCCGUGCGUCCUGCUACCGAAAACGACAUAAUCGACGCCAAUCUAAUAUGUGGCGUUUGAAACUUCGACCUAAAGGGGUUCCCACCCCCUCAAAUCCUCCGGACUCCCAGACUAGAUUUCUAAGGUACAUCAACAUUCCAUAUGUUUCGAAGAAUUUUCGAGUUAAUUAGUUAAGACGAAUGCUAUAGGGAACAGUGUAAUGAAUUUAUUUAAAACACAAACUUACGGAACUAUGCAUAAUAUAUUUGAGGACCAUUCGCCCACUGAGAGUAUAAUAACAAUGAUGAUAAUAAUAAUAAGAGGACCAAGUUCUC
This is a messenger RNA of Diprion similis, 1726 nucleotides long. RefSeq names its product corticotropin-releasing factor-binding protein (gene crh-BP). Gene Ontology annotation, biological process: negative regulation of corticotropin-releasing hormone receptor activity; negative regulation of corticotropin secretion; hormone-mediated signaling pathway. The record is from RefSeq and is a predicted model, not a curated record. The coding region runs from base 450 to 1472 and encodes 340 amino acids. The transcript is spliced from 8 exons. NCBI's taxonomy places the organism in Eukaryota, Metazoa, Arthropoda, Insecta, Hymenoptera, Diprionidae. Gene Ontology annotation, molecular function: corticotropin-releasing hormone binding.